Messenger RNA from Elgaria multicarinata webbii, 1566 nucleotides. It is a transcript of the gene MRPS30, whose product is annotated as mitochondrial ribosomal protein S30. Gene Ontology annotation, biological process: translation. Gene Ontology annotation, cellular component: mitochondrial large ribosomal subunit; ribosome; mitochondrion. NCBI's taxonomy places the organism in Eukaryota, Metazoa, Chordata, Lepidosauria, Squamata, Anguidae. Gene Ontology annotation, molecular function: structural constituent of ribosome. The coding region runs from base 6 to 1319 and encodes 437 amino acids. The transcript is spliced from 5 exons. The record is from RefSeq and is a predicted model, not a curated record.
UCAAGAUGGCGGCGUCCGGAGGGUGGCGGUUGCUGUGCAACGCUCGGCCGCGGCGGUGGCUCCACACCGAGCCCUCAGCAGCGGCGCCUCCUCCUUCUAGCACGGCUGUUGCUGCUGCCGCCGCCGCCGCUUCGCCUUCGUCCUUGUACCCGCCGGUGGUGGCUUCCCUCACUGCGAAGAGCCAGGCCGCCAAGCUCCGGCGCCGGGAGCGGUUCCACCAGGAGAUCCACGACGCGCCCUCGGUCGAGGAGAAGCUGCGGCUCUACGGGAAGCGGCAGCGCCUCAAGUACGUGGUCUACCCGCACACGUGGGCCAUCAACGCGGACCGCUGGUACCAGAACUUCACCAAGACCGUCUUCGUGCAGGGGCUGCCUCACCCGGUGGCGGCGGAGAAGGAAGGAGAAAGGGAGGGAGGCGGCGUUGGCGGCGUGGACCUGGCCGAGCUCCGCUCCGUGGUGUGUGACGUGCUCCUGCAGGAGUAUUUCUUCCUGCGCAAGCGGCAGCCUCCGCUCUUCCGCGCCAUCGACAAGGGGCCGGCGCCUUUCCUCAACCACCUGGUGCCGGCCCUGGCCACCCGCCUGGCCAGUCUCAACCCUGUGCUUGGUCUCUCUUCCUCCAUAGACUUCAAGCCAGAUGUAAAUUUCUACUGGAUGCGUGGUGAGACGAUGGUUCCUUGUGGGCAUCGGAGGGGCAGAAUUGACCCACUGAGAUUUCAGAUCGAUGAUAAGCCACACUGUCAGAUUCGUAUAACAAAACAGCUUUCAGAGUUUGUGCCUCUGGACUAUAUGGUUCCUGGAGACAUUCCUCCUCUUAAAGUUUUACCUGACAAACUUCCAUUAUUCAAAAGACAGUAUUACAACAAAAUAUUUAUAGGUUCACAGGUAGCCGAUCCAUGUGCCUAUGGACAUACUCAAUUUCAUUUGCUUCCUACUAGACUGCAGAGGGAAAGACUUAUAGCAUUGAAUCUCAUUGAUCAGAUUGAAGUUCCUCCACGUGCCAAUGCAAUUGCAAGUCUUUUUGCUUGGACUGGAGCACAGGCAAUGUACCAAGGAUUCUGGAGUGAGGCAGAUAUGACCCGGCCCUUUGUAUCGCAGGCUGUGAUUACCGACGGAAGAUACUUUGCCUUCUUUUGUUACCAGUUGAAUACCUUGGCUUUAACGGUUGAUGCUGAUAAAAAUAACCCAAGAAAGAAUAUUUGUUGGGGAACUGAAAGUAAGCCCCUGUAUGAAGCAAUAGAAGACAAUGAUGUUAAAGGUUUCAAUGAUGAAAUUCUGGUUCAGUUGAUUAAAUUUCUCUUGAACAGACCAAAGGAUUUAUAAAUUAUAAUUCAGCUAACCUGAAUGAUCUCAAAUGAGUGAAACAAGUUACAGUGCUGAAUUUUUUGGGGAGGGAAGGGGCUAGACUGUUGAAAAUGCAGUCAUUUUGAGCACUGCUCCUAUAACAAGACGCUUUAGGAAGAAAGGAAGUUGUACCAGAGGAUUCUUGAUGCUGUUAGUUGUCUUGGAUCAUAUAUUUGUAUGCAGACAGAUGUAUCUAAAUAGCUGUUAAAUGAAAUAUCAAAGCCAA